Tetrahymena thermophila SB210 is the source of this 1020-nucleotide messenger RNA. RefSeq names its product transmembrane protein, putative. The transcript has a single exon. Gene Ontology annotation, molecular function: G protein-coupled receptor activity. Gene Ontology annotation, cellular component: plasma membrane. Gene Ontology annotation, biological process: adenylate cyclase-activating G protein-coupled receptor signaling pathway. NCBI's taxonomy places the organism in Eukaryota, Ciliophora, Oligohymenophorea, Hymenostomatida, Tetrahymenidae. The record is from RefSeq and is a predicted model, not a curated record.
AUGUCAUCAUAUACUUAUAGUGUUUUUUUUCUGAUAUGCUCAACAUGCUCAGUAAUAUCUACGGGGAUACUAUUAUUUCAUUAUACCUAUUACAAAUAAGUAAGAACCUUUGCAUUUAGACUAGUGUUCACUGUGUUUUUAUAUGAUUUCCUUCUUAGUUUAGACUAUUUCAUACCUUUAGCUUAUUAUUUUUUAAACCCUAAUGAAACAAUAAGUGAUUCGUUUUGCAGAAUUUAGGCAUUUUUAAAGCUUCUUGCUACUAAUGGCACAUUCUGUGCAACUUUAUCAGUGUCUUGGACUCUCUAUACUUUUUUCAUAAGAAAAAAACCAAUAAAAACUCAUAAUCCAGUGACAUAUUAUGGGAAGUUUACUUUAUUAACUCCUUUAUUUUUGGCUAUAAUCCCUUUCUUUUUUGAUAAUUACAAUCACACUCAACCUUUAGAGGAAGUUAUGUGCUUUUUAAUAGUUAAAAGCUAUCCUGAUGGGAGUAAUGAUGUUGUAGGAGUAUUGCUAAAAAUAUUUCUUUCAUUUAUUCCCUUCUUCCUGACUGUUUUCUUAGAAAUAUACUUCAUCAGUAGAAUAUUUUACAACUUUUACAAAAACAAAGGAGAAACUCAUUCUGCAGAAAUAAAAAAGUUGAUUUUGUAUCCACUAUUUCUGGUCGUCUCUUGGAUAUGGAUUAUGUUUGAAAGAUUUUAUGAGCUUGUUACAGGAGGAGAUAAAAUAGAUUGGUUAAACAACUUUGAUUUACAAAUAACUGUCUUCAAUGGAUUUGUUAACUCUAUUAUUUAUGGGUAUCUCUCAAUAAAUCCUUUCUAAAGAUGCUGCAAUAAAAAUAACAGUGAAGAUAACAACAAAUUCAAAGAGAUUUCUCCAUAAUCUGACUAUGACGAAGAUGAGUGGAGCCAGUUGUAAUCAAGUAUGAUAAGAUAUAACAAUAAUCGCAUGAAAGAUGAAUCCUCAAGUUCGAUGGAAGAUUAAGAAGGAGAUGAUAUAAAAACCUCACUCAUAAAAUAUUGA